ACUUCCGUCACAAAGCCCUUUGCGAGAGAGUUAGACCAAGAUGGCGUCAACGCAGCUAACCGACGAGGAUCUUUGCUCCGAAUUAAAGCGUUUUGGUUUCACCCCCGGGCCAGUGACCGAAAGCACUCGGCCGGUGUACUUGAAGAAACUGAAGAAGCUUCGGGAGGAACGGCAGCAGCGAGGGGUUCGAGCCGCCAAAGCCCGCAGCGGCGGUGGAGCCAUCAACAGCAACACGGCGGGAUUUGGGCCAGCCAGUCGUGACGUCACGCACCUGAGCUCGCGCAGGCGACCCGGCCGGAAGUCUACUGUUCUCGGCUUCAGCUCGGACGAGUCUGACACUGAAACUCCACUGAAAAGAAGCGACGGGGGGGCGAAACAACAAGCGAAAUAUCCCGCUGGAACCCCGUGUGUUAAAAGUCGACAUGGUGCUGGUAGUACGCUGAACAAUUUUCCAGACGGUGUCUCGGCGAGUUGGGGACUUGGUGUUAGACCUUGCCCCGAAGCUGAUGGUCGGGAUUGUGGCGACUCCGAGGACGAAUUUGACGGUGGGGAUGAGAAGUCCUGCCGCUCUUUAAAUGGCAGCAGGGCGUCAAACUUUAACGCCAGCAAGCUAGCCGGGAAUUAUUCCGACUCGGAAGACGGGGGGGGUUGGGGCCUUGGGGGAGACCGACAGCGGGGUAGUCUGGAUCCCAGACAGGGCCACGCGAAGGCUGGCUUCUCACCCCACGUCGUCCCCCGCGGGUCUAACAUAACCGGGGGUGCAAACAUGGUGGGGAAACGUCACGGGGAGAAUGAAGGAGACGGCGUAAAGAGAAAUGACUCAAGGAGGAAAACUAUCUACGUGUCCCUCGCCGAGAACCACAUGGGAACUGCAGGCAAAAACCACCACGCCGACAAGGAGGAUAUUAACUCAAGUCGGUUCAGCACUGGGUUGAGACCGCGCUUUUCCACCUACAGCAGUCUGGCUCCGACCUACAGGGCCAACCACUCCAACCACAACUCCCCCAACCACUCAUACAGCUCCCCGCUGCUCAAGGAGAAGCCGCCCGCUCCACCGGAGGAUGACAUUUUCCAGCAGUUCAAAAGGGAAGAGGUGGCGACCGCAAGCAGCUUCAGCGCCCACUACCUCUCCAUGUUCCUGUUGACAGCAGCCUGCCUCUUUUUUCUACUCCUGGGCCUCAUGUAUCUCAGGAUGAGAGGCAACGGGUCAACGGAAGUAGACGUAGUUGUUAAGAAUCACCCUUUUGGCAGUGAGUUUGAUGAUACAUAUGACAAGCCUGUGAGGGACCUCAUCUUGAAGUUGCUGCUCAAUCUCCACGACCAUUUGGCACACACAGCUGGCCGACAUGACUGUGGAGAACAGCAGUAUCCAAACAGAAGUCUGUCCAUAGCUGAGGCCUCUGCAUAUUUAAUGACUCAAAAUGAGGAGUUUGAAGACUUAAUCUACUCGUCACUUGAAUGGAUCAUCCGGACAAACCAAGAUGUUGGGAUAAGGCUGGUCGGGCAGGCAGCCGAUGAGCCCAUUACUGAUGUGUCAGAAAUCUCUCGUCUGGAGUCGACACAUCCACAGAUGCCAUUCACAUGUCGCUUCCGCCGAGCUUUCCUCACAGUCAUCAGCAGAGUCUUCCUCUUUGUGGCUGUAAUUGGCAGUGUGUGGGGUCUGGUCUGCUACGUCAAGUAUCACUGGAGGAAAGAGGAGGAGGAAACCAGGCAAAUGUACCACAUGGUGGAGAGGAUACUUGAUGUGCUGAGGAGCCAUAGUGAGGCAUGCCAAGAGAACCAAGACUUUCAGCCCUAUUUGCCCAUACCCCAUGUCAGAGACUCACUCAUCCAACCUCAGGAACGGAAGAAAAUGAAGAGGAUUUGGGAGCGUUCUGUGAGCUUUCUGUCUGCAAACGAGUCUAGAAUCCGAACAGAGACCCAGAUCAUUGGGGGGGCUGACUAUCUUGUCUGGAGGUGGAUCCACCCAUCUCAAAAUUGCGACAAGACCAGCUCGAUUCCCUCCAAAGUCUGGCAGGGAAAAGCCUUCCCUCUAGACCGCAGGAAUUCCCCUCCAAACAGCCUGACCCCGUGUCUAAAGAUCAGGAACAUGUUUGACCCGGUCAUGGAAGUUGGAGACAACUGGGAUCUAGCCAUCCACGAGGCCAUUCUGGAGAAGUGCAGCGAUAACAAGGGCAUCGUCCACAUCGCGGUCGACAAGAACUCGCGAGAGGGCUGCGUCUACGUGAAGUGCCUCUCUGCAGAACACUCAGGGAAAGCCUUCAAGGCACUUCAUGGCUCUUGGUUUGAUGGUAAGCUGGUGACAGUGAAAUACCUGCGGCUGGACCGGUACCACCAGCGCUUCCCCCAAGCUCAGGCUUGCAGCACACCCCUGAAGGCCUUCAGCCUCCACACCAAUGCCACAAGCACCACGAACAUUACGCCCGACCUCCAGCCCUGCGGCUCGGCCGACUCCUCAGGCUUCUCAUGAGAUGAAUUUUUGUGGUGUCUCAUCGGUCGACAUGGAGGAAUAGUCUGCCAUGGGAAACUUUUUUUUUUUUUUUUUACAUUUCUAUAUUACUUAUUUUUCCAGAGUCUUUUCCAGAGGAACUGUCUGUGACACCGUGUUGGUUUUCUACAAUAUUUGUAUUAAAAAAGUCACAGAUAACCUCUGGAUUUGUUUUAAUGCGUGCAAAGACUCCUCCGCCUCUGUCUCUUCAACAGUCUGAUGGAUAUUUCCCACAGCUUGCUACGGACAUUAAGCUUUUGCAUGCAGCGGUGUAUGCCUCCACGUCAGCAUUGAGGACAGAACUGUGGAUUCCCCUCGUUGUUACGUAGUUAAUGCAGGGAAGGCAUGAGCAGACUGGAAGAGGACAUGAGUAAAUACACGGGAAUGACGGCACAAGCUUUUAUAGAAUAACCCGCAUUUAAAGCAAAAGUGCAACAAGUGCACAGCAAGAUUGUCAUUUGAGCUGCUCUUGGUUUCCUGACUUUUCCCCCCUUUAAUCUUAACUCAACUUUAGGGCGGAAACCAAUAACAGAAUAAGGGAGUGUUCGCUUACACUUUCCUCACUUGUAAUCCAGUAUAUCAUGUUAUGAUUUAUGUUUAUUAUUUACCUGUCAUGUCUGGCCCUAUUCAUUCAUGUUACCAAUUGAUGGUUUCUACUUUUUUGGUCAGCUUGUCCCGCUGUUAUAAUGAUCCUACCAUGACCUUUGGAACACUGAAUUUGCUCCUGCUAAGACGUGAUAUUUUUUUUCAGAGAAGUGUAAAAGUUGCAGUGUAUAGUCGUUACUAAUGAUGCACAUUACCAAUGUUCACAAACAUCCCAACCGUGCCUUAAAGUUGUGUUUUUUUUUUGUUUUUUUUUAAAGAUGGGCACUGCAUUGCUGAAGAAAUGGUACUGGUUUCCAAAGGUUGAAACUGGUUUUUAAGCUCGAGUAAAACCUCCCGUAGAUAGAAAUCUGACAUCCUCACAUUUGGUAUUUUGUAGCUGUUUCCUCAAAUAUUAAACAAAAUGCUCCUAUUUAUUAUUUUUUUUAAUCAGCCAUGGUGAUGUAUUUAAUGAUGUCACUGGACCUGUUACAUGUCGUAGUUUUUUGUGUUUUUUUUUUUAAAGGAUUGACCAUACAUCCGCAGCCAGACAAUUGUCAGGAUGUGUUAAACAACAAAAUAAAGAACACUUUCAGAUACA
Entelurus aequoreus (snake pipefish) is the source of this 3671-nucleotide messenger RNA. It is a transcript of the gene lemd3, whose product is annotated as LEM domain containing 3. Gene Ontology annotation, biological process: negative regulation of BMP signaling pathway; nuclear envelope organization. The record is from RefSeq and is a predicted model, not a curated record. The coding region runs from base 41 to 2470 and encodes 809 amino acids. Gene Ontology annotation, cellular component: nuclear inner membrane. The transcript has 13 exons. NCBI's taxonomy places the organism in Eukaryota, Metazoa, Chordata, Actinopteri, Syngnathiformes, Syngnathidae. Gene Ontology annotation, molecular function: chromatin DNA binding.